AUGACAGAUUAUUUCGAUGAAUUGAACUGUCAACCAGUUGAAGAGGAGAAUACGGGAACACAUCAACUCAUGCUUAUGCUCAGAUACUUAAGACAAAGCGGGUUUGAUGCAUUAUUGAACAUGAAUAUGAACGACGAUCGCUUACCUCCAGCAGCUUCAAAAGAACUCGUAAAGAAUCUUGAGUCACGGCAUGUGACAGAAGACGAUGAAAAAUGUGCCAUUUGUUUGCUACCCAACGAGAACUUGAAUGGACAAAAAUUUCUGAAACUGCCUUGCAACCAUGAAUUUCAUGACUCUUGCAUUUUACCUUGGCUUGAAAGAACAAACUCGUGUCCGAUGUGUCGACAAGAAAUGAAAACUGAUGAUGAAGACUACGAAGAACAAAAGAAACGGAAACAAAGACAACAACAGCGAGACGAAGAGGUUGAAAUGCUUCAUAAUUCUAUGUACGGUUAG
Messenger RNA from Clunio marinus, 456 nucleotides. NCBI's taxonomy places the organism in Eukaryota, Metazoa, Arthropoda, Insecta, Diptera, Chironomidae. The record is from the annotation of a GenBank genome assembly.